Chilo suppressalis (striped riceborer) is the source of this 1626-nucleotide messenger RNA. Lineage: Eukaryota; Metazoa; Arthropoda; Insecta; Lepidoptera; Crambidae. The record is from the annotation of a GenBank genome assembly.
AUGAACGGCCCUAAAAAAGAAAUUCCAGUUUGUGAAAUAUGUCAGCAAUCGGCCAAUCAAACAUGCGGAGGCUGCAAGCUGGUGUACUACUGUUCCAAGGCUCACCAGAAGCUAGGGUGGCGCGAAGGUCACAAGUUCAAAUGCUGCGCCUUCAAAGUUCAGUUCUCAGACACGUAUGGCCGCCAUAUGGUAGCUACGAGGGACAUCAAGCAAGGAGAAAUGAUUCUGAAAGAAAAACCCGCCAUCAUUGGACCAAGAAUGUCGACUGCACCACAUUGCUUGUCCUGCGGAAAGAAAUUGCAACCGAUGAAGAUCAAAGACGUUUUCGACUUCUAUAAGUGCAAGUCAUGCAACUGGCCAAUGUGUGGGCCUGAAUGUGAAAAGGCUGAUAUACACAAGUCAGAAUGCAAGGUGAUGACUGAUAGGAAUUACAAGUGCACCAUUAAAUAUGAACAAGCAGAUAAAGCGGAAGCAGCAUACUGCGUUAUAGCACCUCUCAGGGUGUUGUUAAUGAGGGAAUCCAACCCCAAGCAGUAUGAGAAUAUUAUGGCCCUCGAAUCCCAUCUAGAAGAUCGCAUUAAUACACCUCUGUAUGUCAUUCUGAAAGCUAAUUUAGUGACUUUCAUAAUUCAAGUUCUCGGGUUACCAUUUGACGAGGCGACCAUACUGACAGUAGCGUCGAUAUACGAUACUAACGCUUUUGAUGUACGGUGUCUUGAUGGAACAAAAAGAUUGAGAGCUAUUUAUGUAACUGCAUCGAUGAUGAACCACAGUUGCAAGACCAACACGCGUCAUAUAUAUUUAGGUGACGAUUAUAACUUAGCAGUUAUUGCAACUGUGCCAAUUUCUAAGGGUGAAAUGAUAACGGCGACUUACACUCAAACUUUGUUAGGUACUUUGGAUAGACGAAAGCUUUUGCGGACAAUUAAAUGCUUUGACUGUGAUUGUGACAGGUGUAAGGAUCCAACGGAAUUCGGCACUUAUAUCGGUAGUAUUUAUUGUUCAAUUUGUAAUAGACCUUUUAGUGGAGGACCAGAGAAGCGACCUAUGCUUAUAUCCUCGAAUCCUUUAGACGAAGCUGCUCCGUGGAAAUGUGAAAAAUGUGAUCAUUUCAUUUUAAGUAGGCAAAUGUUUUGGGGGAACAAUGCCCUGUCUCAGGAAUUGAAGAAACUUAAAAAGGACGAACCCAAAGAGUUCGAGGAAUUUAUAGAGAAAUAUAGCCAAGCACUACAUCCUAAUAAUCAUUUGGUGGUGCAAGCCAAGUUGGCUCUUCUGCAAAUUUACGGGAACCAAAAAGGACACGCGUUGUCAGAAUUAUCAGACCACUUGCUGAAGCGUAAGAUCGACCUGUGCCACGAUCUCCUGGAGGUGGCAGAUCAGCUUGAGCCAGGAUGGUCACGGUUCCGGGGUACCUUGCUCUUGGACCUGCAAGCCGUGAUGGCUGUCCAGACGAAGAGAGAGUACGAGGCCGAAAAAAUAACAAGAGAAGGUGCCCAAGAUCAACUCAUGGAAAGCAUGACGCUACUUCAAGAGGCAGCAAACAUACUGAGAGUGGAGCCCGAAAUGCGACCAACUUUAGAAGCAAAGAUUCAAGCCUUAACACAACUAUUGGAAAGCACAGAAUGA